AUGGCGUUCGGGGACCAGGUCGGCCAGGAGGUCGACCAGAGCGCGGGCGUGAAGUUGCCGGGGUACGUUGGGACCACCGUCCGCUCGCUGACGGACGAGUUCGCGGUCGAGACGGUGGUCGAACAGGUGUCGAUCAUGCUGCAGGUCGAGGGCACUUCGUCACUCGCGCAGCAGAUCGUGCCGAAGGGCGAGUUCGUGGGCCAGGCGUUGGUUGAGAAAGCGCUCCUCGGCGAGCCCGUUUUCCCCGAUCUGGUGGUGAUAGGGGAAUGCGGGGGCAUCGACGGGGAGGGCCUGCAGGAGUUCGAGAACGCCGCGAAGGCGCCUACGGAGGCCGUGGCCGACGCGGAGGCUCAGCAGAAGAUGGAGGCCGCGAGGAAGAGGAGCUGGCUUGCCACGGGCGAGGCCAACCACGCGGCGUACGUGAGGGCGGCCGCGGCGGAGGAGGCUCCGCUGACCGAGGUGGACGAAUUCCUAGGCGACACCGACGAGGCGCCCGCCGAGUUGCUUCAGGGGGCCGCGGUCCGCGGGCUGGAGUACGAGGGCCUUGGCAUCUCAGGGGCCGAGCGUGAGCUCUGGGAUCAAUGGCGUGGAAGGCGAUGGGGGAGUGGCGAGUGGCCGACGGUUGACGAGUGGAGCGGCAUGCGGGCGUGUGCCAUGGUUUUCGCAACUCGGCAGCAGCAGAACGAGGCCACCGCGGCCGCCGAACUGCCCAAAGGCGGGACCACCGAGUCGACUACCGCACCGCCCCGGAAGAAGAAGAAGAAGAAGAAGAAGCGGCAGCCCAAGAGGCUUGCCGAGGUGGAGGGCGUCUUCUCCCUGGAGGUGGGCGAGCUGGUGGUGCUGACCAACCUGACGAGGCUCGUGGAGAACGAUGGGCUGUGGGACGAGUUCCCGCUGACCUCGGGCGUCGCCGUCAACUAUGGGAACGUGGCGGCUUUGGGCGUCUACCUCGGCGACGUGGGUUGCUACUGCCGCCGCAUCGGGAGCGACGGCGACUCCGAGAAGGAGCUGCAGGGCGUCACGCUGGGCCGCCGCGGGCGGCGAAGCUGGUUCGGCUGCGAGGAACGGCGGCAGCGCUACACCAAGUGCCACGCGCUGGUGGAGAAGCUCAGUGAGCUAGACGGCAUGCAGAUCAAGCAGGGCUGUGCGUUCUGGCGCCGCCCGCGACAGGCGGUGCACGACGCCGUCGUGAGAGGGCCAGGCGCUGGGACGCCGCUCGGCAGGCGCAUCGUCGGGGCGCUCGCGAGCGCCCGUGGCCGCGAGGAGUUGCAGGAGACCCACGAUCGCUCUGUGAAGCACAUCUGGGGCUGGUUCGAGGGUGACCAGAAGCCCCUGUCCGAGGACAGCCCCCUGAGCCUGUGGAGGCUGGACGCGCAAGUGCGCAGGCUCCAGACGGGCAUGGACGAGGCGCUGUCCGAGCUGGGCGGCCUGCGACGGCUCGACGUCGAGGUGCGGAGACAGGCCGAGAGCCAGGCGGAGCUGGAAAAGAAGCAGGAGACCGUGGUCGACACCGUUAGCUCGCUCCGCAACAGGGCGGAGAAGACGCUUCGCGAGUGCAAGCAGGACAACGCGAGGGUGGCCAACAUGACGGCCGCCAGCACGGCGAACUUGAUAAAGGACACGCGCGAGCGCUUCUCGGAGGAGGUCGCCGGCGCGGUGAGGAUCAUGGAGGAUCUCUCUGGCGGAGCCGAGGGCCUUCUGCGCGAUGUCCAGAGCCUUAGCAGGGAGCUGGAUACCACCAACAGGCGCCUGGACCAGGAAGUCCAGGAGAUCCGCACCGACCUGGACACCAUGGAGACCAGGCUGCGCAGGGACAAGCAGGCCAGCGAUGAGACCGCGCAACGGCUGACAGACCGCGUGGCAACCUCAUCGGACGCCUCGGAGGCCGCCACCAGGGGCCUCGAACACCUUUCUCAGGUGGUGAGCAUGGCGCUGCAGAGCGAGCGUAUGGCAGUGGCGCUGGAGCUCCAGGAUUUCCUGGACCGGAAGGAGCGCUCCCAGCCACGCGGGUUUCCAGACCUCCCCCGUCUCCUGCUGCCGCUCCUCCAUAGGUCAUUUGUCCCGAGUCCGGUCGCAGAUGCGAUUCCGAUGUUAUCUUGCGUCUGA
This is a messenger RNA of Prorocentrum cordatum, 2106 nucleotides long. The record is from the annotation of a GenBank genome assembly. Lineage: Eukaryota; Dinophyceae; Prorocentrales; Prorocentraceae.